Messenger RNA from Eurytemora carolleeae, 1528 nucleotides. RefSeq lists its product as uncharacterized. The transcript has 9 exons. The record is from RefSeq and is a predicted model, not a curated record. The coding region runs from base 31 to 714 and encodes 227 amino acids. NCBI's taxonomy places the organism in Eukaryota, Metazoa, Arthropoda, Copepoda, Calanoida, Temoridae.
CAAUGUAUUUUCCUUGUAUUUGUUUUUAGAAUGUUAAACGGAUUAGAAUGUCUAACAGCUGAUCAAGUAGUUAGCAACUAUCUUAUAGAAUGGAGACAGAUAAUGGGUUUACGGGAGGAUUUCAGCCGAGCACUGUCUGAACUACCAGAGGAUUACUGGAGAGGGGUUCUUAACCACACCAUAGAGAACCUAGAAAUAGCUUUAGAGAGAAGACGCGAGCAAUGUAUAGAUUCCAAUUUUACAUUCCAGGACUUCAGUGAUCGGCCGAAAAAGUCCCAAUACCUCAAGGACUUUGAAGAUAGGCUGGAGUCUAAGCAGAAUUAUAAAUCUGUGAUUUUAAUGAAAAACCUGGAGAUGAUUACAAUGGCAGCUAAUGCAGCAGCUUCUGUUCUCUUAGGAGUUUUAGCAUGUUCAUCUUGUCAGCUCCCUCACCUGUACAUGCCUUGGCUGCUCCUCACUGCAUUUGAGAUUGCUGGGAACCUUUGCGUAGUGGUUGUCUUCUCAGUUGUUCCAGGAUACUGCCACCUGACCUGCCUAAUCUGCCUGGUCAAGGUUAUAUGGUUAGGAACCACGUGGGCUAAAGCAAUUAGACGCUCCAUGGUUAUAGGACUACCAGCAAACCCAGGGCAAGAUGAUGAGCAAAGAAUGCUGAGGUCUCAGCUCAGUUUCAAGGGAAGACAGAGGUUCGGCAGGAUUUUUGGCUCAUAUCAGUGAAAAUCCAACUUUUUGGCUCAGAUCAGUGAAAAUCCAACUUUUUGGCUCAGAUCAGAAAAGUAAUUUGAAUCACACCAGUAAACUUUUGGCUUGAACCUGUGAAUUUGUACUUUUAUCAGUGAAGACUUGCAGAAAAAGUCAUUGCCAAAAAUAAUUGUCAUUUAAACAUUCUCUAUAGAAUUAAAUUACUUAAUCUUGGGCAAUAUUGUGCCAAAAAUCAUCUCUACUUCGAAUGAAUGCACAAUUUUGUGCAACACAAAUUAAGCAGUGCGAAAACGCGCAACUAAUUGUGCAAAACACCCUAUUUAUCUAUGAAGAAACCCAGCACUGUUUUGUGUCAAAAUCCCCAUAUUUACCACUGUGUUGCAUCGUGUUAUGACCUGUAAAUAACAUGUUAAUGAUAUGUUAAUAAUCUAAGAAGGGGGAUUUUUUCUAAGGCUGAUUUUAAUUUUAAAAAGACAUUCACAAAAAGUCAAUGAUUAAGAUAUUUGUCAGUUAAACUUUCACUUCAGAAUUUAUCUUAUGUGUGUUGCAACGUAUCAUGAUCUAUCUCUUAUUUUUUAAGAAUUUGUUCGCAGAUUUCUUUAAAUUCUUCAAAUGUCGUCUUUUUAAUAAAAAUUCCAGAAAAUCUGCAAAAAAUCUUCGUGAUUUAAUGUUUGAUCAUGUUAACAAUCUAAAAAGGAGAGACUUACUAUUCAAAGCUCUCAUAAUUCUGUACUUUUAAAAUCAAAUGUGUUAUUUUUAAUAUUCAAAAUAUGACAUUUUUAUUACAAAAUCCUUAAUUUUUUGCACAAUAAAACUUCCUUUUUGUCUG